UUCACCAAGCUGGAAUUUCCCAGGAUGUGAGCAAUAGCUUGUUUUUCGCAAACAAUCUGCUGCAGAUCUGCGCCGACAUAAAUAGCCAAGUGGGUUUUUUACGAAAGCUAGAUUUCUUACCGACGUUAUUUAAUGUUCAAUUGGUGUAACUGAGGGAGAGUUUGACGGCCAAAAUAGUGUGUUUUUAUUGCACAUAAAUUUUGAACUUGGGGCAUUUUCGUUGGAAUUGAAGGGCGUAUCCUCGGCUAACACAUCAAGUCAUUGCAACCGUGUUUGUACGCCUAGAGAGAGAACGUGCAAGGAAUCGUCUGACAGCCAGGCUGAGUUUUGUUCUUUGUGAAAUAUUAUAGCAGUGAUACAACACAGUUAAUGAUGGCUUCAAGGGAACACUUUCCAAUCAUUUUAUCUUCUGAUUGUGGUAAUAUGGGAGAAGAUGAUCUGAUGGUGCUCAGUGACUCUACUGGGUCCUCGGAGGAAACAAGUAGUGAAGAAGAGACCGAUGCAGAUGAGGAGGAGGGGGAGGAGGAGGAGGAGGAGGAGGAAGUUGGGGGAGGUGGUCUAGGUAAAGAUUUACCCAAAAAAGACAGAGAAGGAAGCAUGGGAAAGACAAAUGUUUCUGCUGUGAAGAAAGCGGUGCAAGAUUCAUCUUCAAAAGAUACUUCCUCAUCCUCAGCUAAACAAGAGAAAAAAACAAGAAGCAGACCACCUCGAGAGAGGCGCAAAAGGAGGACCCUAGAAACCAAUGCUGCAGGAGAAACAACGUCUCAGAGAUUGAAAUUACAAGUACAGGUGAAAAAUGUAUGCACUGACCAAGACUCAUUCAAAACUUUUCUGGGCUGCUUAAAUGUCACAAAUUACAAAAAAAUAUACUGGAGGAUGAAGGAUUUGCAGAACAGCCAAGCCAGCAUUCUGUUUGUAAAUCAAGAAGAUGCUGCUGCAGCACAGAGGAUUCUCAAUAAUUGCUCAAUAGGUGCAUCUGACAGGAAACUGUCAGCUUUUUUACAAGACCGAAGAUCGCGUCGUCCCAAACAAAACAAAAAUGGAAAAACAUCCUCAGCUGUUCAUAGAAACAAUCCACACCAAAACAAGGUUCAUCCUGAUGGUCAGUCUCCUUCAUAUGACCAACGCCAGAGACAUCAACAAGGUCACCGUAAUCAUGACCAAUAUUCUCAUCCAGAAAGUGAACAGCAUCCAUCUUCUGACCAAGGAAACUAUUCAGGUUCCCAUAGAGGUUGGUAUACACAAGAUGACUGUCCGCAACCCUCAGACCAUAAUCCAUAUAACCCUCGAUCUUCACAGACUGGCCGCGGUAAUUCCUCUGGGCGAGGAAACUAUCGAGGUCACCCUAGAGGUGGUUACACACCACAUGACCGCCACCGACCUUCGGACAUGGCAUAUGACCAUCAAUCUUCACAGACUGGCCGGGGUAAUUCCUCUGGGCGAGGAAACUAUCGUGGUCACCCGAGAGGUGGUUACACACCAGAUGACCGCCACCGACCUUCGGACAUGGCAUAUGACCAUCAAUCUUCACAGACUGGCCGGGGUAAUUCCUCUGGGCGAGGAAACUAUCGAGGACACCCUAGAUCUGGUUACACACCAGAUGACCGCCACCAACCUUCGGACAAGGCAUAUGACAAUCAAUCUUCACAGACUGGCCGCGGUAAUUCCUCUGGGCGAGGAAACUAUCGAGGACACUCGAGAGGUGGUUAUACGCCAGAUGAUCAUCCCCUACUCUCGGACCAGAAUCCAUACAUGGCAAAUGACCCUCAAUAUUCACAGACUGGCCGUCGUAAUUCCUCUGGACGAGGCAAAUAUCAAGGACACAAAAGAGGUGGUUAUACACCAGGUGACCGCCGGCCCAGCCUGACACAUUCUGAGCAAGAUGUUCAACUGAGGGCUGACCAAAGCCAGCAUCCAAUCGGGCUACCUAGACAGCCCCAAGCUCCUGAAAAGAACAUCCCCUCAUUGAUGUCGAUGCCUCUUGCUCCAAAUAUUCCUUAUGAUGGAGAUGAUGACCAGAGCAGCAUUGCAUCAGGAAUGAGUGAGAGGAGUGGUACAUCAUCACAGCCAAUCUCAUUACAUGUGAAAAACAUCGAUGACGGAGUGAGCAAUGAUGGAUUUUGUCAUUUCUUGUCCGACAAAAAGAUAUCAUUCUCAGAUGUAGACUUUUUUACUUCCAAAUCAGGGAGGCGAUUUGCUAUUAUCCAUUUUGCAUCUGUCACGGAAAGACAAAAGGCAAGAGGUAUUCUGCACAACCGCUGGAUUUUUCGUGGUGGCCCUGUAAUGUGCGUAAGCUACAGUCAUCGAAAAGCUAUGUCGAGCCCCAGUGAAGAUUUGCAUCCCCCUUCCUUUGAAGCAACUGGAGACCCUGAAGGGGCAACUCGAGGAAGUCAUGAAGGGAGGGGUCAAGGCUACAGAGGUCGAGGAUGUAGAAAUCGAGGAGAGAGCAGCCGUAGAGGGAGAAGCCGUGGAGGGAGAGGUCUUGGAGGUAGAGGCCGUGGAAGGAGGACAAGAAACUGGCGACAGAAAAUGGGAGAAGAUUCUGAUAAUCAAUCAGAAUGUAGUGAAGUGAGGAGCAUCUGCUCUACUGUGGUGAGUCAUGCCAGUUCCUCUCAAGUCAAACAGUCUUCACCUCUCUGGGUAACAAAUAUUGGGGAGAAUUUCGAUCUUGCGGAAUUCUAUGACUUUCUGGAGUCCCUUGAUUUAAACUGUCAGUGCUCGGGGUUGAAACCUUCCCAAAAAAACAACAACCAAUUUGCUGUUCUUCAGUUUCCAGAUCUCAAGAUGGCAACAGCAGCUUUCGGUGUUUUGAACAAUGACCCGUGGCGUCUUGGGAAUGACACUCCAAUUAAAGCCAGUUUCCCAGUAUCAAAAGAGUCUUACCGAAACAAGAAGUCCGGCCUGUCUCUUCAUGUUGAACAACUUGGUCACGGUCCUGAUGAGGGUCGGGUAAAUGUUGAGAGAUGGCUUGAGGACGCCCAACAAACUAAAGAUUUGAAAGAGGAGAGUCAAAGGGGAUAUCGUCACACAGAAAGGGAGCAAGAACAGAGAGGUGGGCGUGGUCAAGGUAGAAAUGGGCGUGGUCAUAGAGGGAAAGGUAGCUCUGUAGGAGAUGUAAGGUCUCAGUUGAGGAGUGGUGAAAAAACUGAUGAAUCACAUGACGGUGAUAAGGGAACAACUGGCGGGCUUGUAAGGUCAAAACAUAAACCAUGCACAGUCAAAGAUAAUACACAGGAAAGAAAACCAAAUGAAGUUGUCUUAACAGAUCUCCCAAGAAACAUCUCAGAGAGUGAUGUUGUAUAUCUUGUGAGAGAGGAAUGUCAUGGAUUUGUUGACGCAGUGUUGGCCUCCGGGAGAUGCUCUCUGAAGUUUAAGAGACGGGAAGAUGCGAUGGAGGCAGUUUGUAAGCUUUAUGGGAAACCAAUCUCUGGCCAUUGUAUAAAACCUGUCCUCUCCUGGCACAAUGAAGAAGUGGAACCACACAUUGCAAAAAAAGUACUAAAGGACUUAAAAGAAAGAGAAAUGCCAGAGAAAGUCUUUGAAAUUAAACAUAGAAUUAAAGAAGAAUGUAAAGUCAUCAACUCGGAUUUGUCAGAUUGCAGAGACGCCUUCAAAGAAAACCUGUCCUAUGCUGAAAUUCAGCGAUAUGAAAUUUCUAUCGAAACACAUGAGCACCAUUUGGAGGAGAAACAAAGAUUCCUGGAUGAGUUCAACAAUGCAUGUCUUAAUAUUGAAACCGCUUUGGAAGGUUUAGAGCCAAAAACCCAAACCUUGUCAGAGGUACACAAGAUCCGUCAUCAAUUUCUGAGAGAAUGUCGCCGCUUGGAUUCCCCUCUACCAGUCUAUGGCUACAGGUCUAGGAUUGAGGAAGCUAUGCGGCGGAAUAAAGCUGUUGUCUUGCAAGGCGAGACAGGAUCUGGAAAGAGCACACAGAUUCCACAGUAUCUCGUAGACAUGGCCCUGGAGAGUCAGGAAGAUGAAGGCUCCAGCCAGAGACCACAAUGGCGGGUAGUUUGCACACAACCUAGAAGAGUUGCGGCACUCACUCUUUCUAAACGUGUCGCUGAAGAAUACGGAUGCCAGGUUAGCGAAGAAGUUGGAUAUUUUGUCGGCAACAAGAAAUCUGUCAGUGCCAAAACAGUUGUCACUUUCAUGACGGAUCGGAAACUCCUCAACUUGAUCAUCGCCGACCCAAAUUUGUCCGACUAUACUUGCGUCAUCGUCGACGAGGCCCAUGAGAGAUCUGUAGACACGGAUAUUUUGUUGGCAACUCUGAAGAAACUCCUUCGAACCAGAAAAGAUCUCCACCUUCUCAUAAUGUCUGCCACAAUCGACACCACCUUAUUCUCCAAGUACCUCAGUGAAUGUAAAGAAAUAAAGGUUCCUGGUCGGACGUUUCCAGUGGAUAAACAAUGGAUUGGUGAUGAUGUCAGCAUCGGAGAGGGCGACUAUGUUGGGAAAGCCGUCAAACAGACUGCAAAGGUGCAUCGAGAUGAGAAGGAAGGUGACAUUCUAGUCUUCUUGACGUCGGCCAAUGAGAUAGAACAAGCAUGUAGAGACUUAUCUACUUCCCUCGGCCAAAGACCUGAUGACCAAGAUAAAGAGGCAUUGAUACUACCCCUUCAUGGACGACUCCAGCCAGAAGACCAGAUGAAAGUAUUCGCAGACGCAAAAGCUGGACAGAGGAAGAUAAUCUUUGCAACCAAUGUUGCUGAGACCUCAGUGACUAUUAAAGGUAUCCGAUAUGUCAUCGACACUGGCGUUGUCAAAGAGUGUCAAUAUGAUCCAAAGCGUAGCAUGAGUCUUUUGAAGGUGACAACGAUAACUCAAGCGUCAGCUCAGCAACGGGCGGGCCGAGCAGGUAGGACCGGCCCAGGUGUUUGCUAUCGAUUGUACACCAAAGAAGAGUAUAACGACCUGAAUGAAAUGAUGAAACCGGAGAUUUUGCGUGUUCACCUCGGGAUGGCAGCACUGCAGCUUUUAGAGCUUGGUGUCGAAGACGUGGCGAACUUUGAUUUCAUCCAAGCCCCUGAUCGAGAAGCUACACAGCAGGCUAUGACUACCCUGAGGUUGCUGGGUGCCGUGGAUGCAGCUGAUAAGUUGACCUCUUUGGGUCGUAAGAUGGCAACAUUUCCAAUGGAGCCACGUCUCUCAAAGCUUAUUCUUGAAGGAGUAGAGAAACAUCUUACCUCUGAAGCUGUCAUCAUCGCUGCCUUGAUCUCUGCUCCUGGAAGUGUGUUCUAUAGAGGAGGCUCUGAUAAAGACAAAGAGAAAGCAGACCGUCUGAAGCUCAAGUACUGUCAUGACAGUGGAGAUGUUAUAACAAUGCUUAAAGCUUACGGAUCUUGGAAUAGCCAAGCAGCUGCUAAGCAGAAGGCCUGGUGUAUGGAGAACAGCAUGAAUUCCAAGACGCUGAGAGCUGUUCGAGAGUCUGCUAACGAAGCAGCCCAGGUGUUAAAGCUUAAACAUAACAUCGAGUGUAAUGCAAGGGACUACAAGAUGGAAGCCAUUGAUGCGACAAAGACUGAGUCACUUCAAAAGAUCAUCAUGUCGGCUUACUUUCAAACGUUGAGUUUAUACAAUGGUCAUCCAAGAGCAGGUUACACGGUUCUUCCUCACCAGAAGUCAGGGUUCAUCCAUCCAUCUUCGUCUCUCGUUGCACUAGACUGCAAUCCUAAAUGGGUAGUGUAUGAAGAGUUCAAACAAACAUCCCGAAGCUUCCUCUUCAAUGUGACUCAAGUUAACAUCGAUUGGCUUCAGGAAGUUGCUCCGAUGUUUUAUGACGAGAUUGAUGUGGACGCACUUCAUGAAAUGGCUUUGCAAGAGGCUCCUGCGAUCCAACUUGGAACUGCUGUGAUGAGACGUCUUACCAUGAAGAGAAAUGAAAAGGUCCGGGCUAUGGAAGAGUUUAUAACAGAAGCGAAAGGUUCUCCUUGCAUCAUCCAGGUCAACAGAGCCACAAAAGAGUUGCAGAUGUUCAUGAAGAUGAACAUUUGCGAGUUUGCAACAUCGUAUGUUGAGAUAAUUCUUAAGGAAGAGCUGGUGUCUAUCCAGAGAGAACAGAUUGAAGUUCCAGUAGGGGAAUCAGGAGUUGUCCGUCAAGUCGUCGUAGCAGGAGGUCAGACAAAAUACAUCAUGAUGCCAAAUGAUUACAGAAGCCUGGAGGUUAGUUAUGUUACAGAAGACAUGUCCGAAGAUGAUUUGAAGAGAAUGAUUUGUCUCUCAUCUUAUUGCACUCAGGAGGAGAUUCUUGACGUGUACAAGUUUCAAAAGCAAACUACAGCCAAGUGGGGUCGCGUUACCUUUAGUUCCCCCGAGACAGCAGAAGAAACAAAGAUGUCGCUAGAAGUAGAAGACACCCUUCAGCUCAAACCAAUUCUGGGACGUAGUUUUCAAAACAGAGAUAUCGCUAGAGUCAGCUCAAGGAUCGUGGUCAUAUGGUACACUUGGCCGUCAAAAGGCCAUGCGUUUAUCAACUUUGACACGUCAAACCAAGCCUUAGAAAUGAAAGAAAGCUUGCAACAUUUUGACUUCAAAGGGAAGCAAGUGGAGUGCCAACUUAAACGGAAUAACACAAGAGCUCUGUACCUUCAAAGGGUUCACAAAGAUGCAACCAAUGAAGAGCUGGAAGAAGCUAUUGAAGAUUAUACAGACUGCAAAAAAGUCAAAUGCAGUAUUGCUCGUCAACCCCCAGCAAUUUCUAUCACAGACAACCAGGUCACUCAAGACAUCUACAAAAUGUUCGAAGGAACACUACGAGAAGAUCAACUAGACAUCAACAUACUGUUGGCGCGAUCGGAGAAAACACAAAGCAGGAAGGCUAUCGUCAACUUUGAGUGUGACAACGAAGAUGAAGUAGAUGCUUGUAUUCUGAAUAUUCAAGACAACCCUCCACGCAACUCGGCAGGCCAGAUUUAUAUUGUGAAGCUUACAGCAUCUUGCAUGCUCUUCUGUAAUCCUGACGUCUACGUAUGCAUCGAGCAAAGAAUCACAAAGCUCGUUGAGGAGGUGAGAGAAGGAGUCAGAAAUUUGAACGUCAGAGUGAAUAAGAGCAAGAAGACGAGUGACUGGGUGAUAAACGUCGCUGGUGAAAACAUCCAAGAAGUUCAUAGGACACGUCGAGAACUUCUGUCUUACAUCCGGGGCGAGACGGUAUCACUGAAUGAUCUGUGCGAGGAGGAGGUUUCAUUUCAGAUCAAGUAUCACAUUCUGAAGUUACUCCACAAGAAUGGGUUGAGGCAUCUUACUUACGGGUUGGAGGCUCAUGCAAUGGUAGACACUCGUCGCCAUCUUAUUGUGAUUUACGGAAAGGAUGAGGUCAGAGAAGUCUUGAAGGAGCAAGUGAAGAACUACAUCAACAUCAUCUGUAAGAACAAACUGAAAGAAAUCUCAUUAACUGCAGGUCUGUCUGAAGGUUGUACUAAAGGGAGAGCUAUAAGGGCAUUAGUGAGAGCUUAUGGACCUUGGCUUAAGAAACUUGUUGAAGAAACUGGAGCCGAAGCAAUAACACUGAACAUGCGCCAAGGUAACCUUCUCAUAGAGGGCGAUCAGAACGUCUUUGAUAACGCCCAUAAGAUGGUGAGAAACUGCCUCCAAGAGGCUGGACAACAAGCUGCCAUCAGAGUUGGAGGAGAUGAUGCAACCACUGAAGUGGAAUGCGGCAUUUGUUACACAGCAGUGGAAGCCACUGAGGAGGUGUAUCGUCUGAGUGCUUGCUCCCAUGGGUUCCAUCUUCAAUGCCUUCAUGAGAUGUUUACCGUCAGGUUACAGAACGCUAGCAAGGAUUACCCCAUUGAGUGUCCAUGCGAAGGAUGUGGCCUCCCAAUGUUGCUCUGCGAUUUCCGUGUUCUCUGCAGCGAUGAAACAAAGAGACGACGCUUGUUCGAUCUGGCCCUGGAGUCACAUGUCACCCAGAAGAGCGAGGGAAAACUGAAGUUUUGCCCAACACCUGAUUGUCACAUGAUCUAUAAGACGACAAAGGAUGCCGGGGUCUUCUUAUGUCCGGAGUGUCGGAACCGUUUGUGUUCUUCGUGUGGUUCAGAACCUCAUAUGGGAUAUACAUGCGUGGAGUUUAAGGCUUCCGGCAAGAACUUUGACGACUUGGCAUUUGAGAAAUGGAUUAAAAGAAAAGAUGUCAAGAGGUGUCCAGUACCAAACUGUGGAAUCCCUAUCGAGAAAAAUGGAGGAUGUUUUCACAUAAAGUGUCGUGAAUGUAAGAAGCACAUCUGUUGGCAUUGCCUGGAAUUCUUUGAUAGAAGCAAAAUGUGCUACGAUCACCUAUCAGAGAAGCAUGGUGGUUUUUUUUAAUUUUAGUCAAGUAAACACCAAGCUAAAAUCCAGAGCAUAGUUGAAUAGAGCAUAGUUUCAGACAUGCGCGCCAGAGUCACGCUGAACCAAAGUAGGAGUGACUACAAGUCUAACCCAAAUAAAUUUUGGUUUUAUUUUUAUAACAUAACAUUUGUUUGGCUCAUGACAACAUCAACGUCUGAAACCAAGGUGCUCCAGAGUUGUUCUGAACGACUGCAAAAGUCGUUCUUUUGACCUGUCGCUUGUCCAGUCACUCCCAACUGUUUUAGACGUCAAACUUUUCGUGUACGUAAUUCAGAAUUUGAUUUGGCGAGACUCUGGAGCGCCUCUCUGAAACAGGUGUAAAGCCAUUCUGAAAAUCAUCAAAAUCAGGCAAAAAGCCACGGAUGAGUUCUGGAAGAAGGCGUAAAUGUAGAGUAACUGAAAUUAUACAAGAUUAAAAUAAGUGUAUGCACAAAAGCAAAAGGAUUAAUAGUAUGUUUAAGCUCAUUAUAUGAAAUCUUUUAGCUCAGUUAUAACUGUUCUAAAGUAUUGCCUGAAAAUAUGUUGGUAUUAUUAACAAAUUUAAAAUGUUUGUAUAAUUAAAUUAUUAUCAAUUGGAGAAAAAGAACAUUGGUACUUAAAAUAGAGCUAUUUUUGUUGUUCCUCAAAGUUAUAUUAACUCAUCUUUAAAUAAAUGUAUUUUGAGUAACAUUGAAGAAUAAUCAGGGAUGUGAUAGGCUGUUCCAAAAAACACCUGAACUGUGAGCGCAAAGCGUAAAAACUUGCAAGCACGAAGCCUUCUUACAUACAUGUACAUCUAUCUUUGGUUUUAAAAACCCUACUCUGAAAUCAGGGGCCUUUAAUAUGGUUUUAUCUUCAUGUUUUUAGGAAUUCGAUCUCAAUUAUAAACAAUUUUAAACAGAAUUCAUCAAUGUUGUGACAUGAAAUACUUAACUGGAAGGUAUAAUUUAACAGUGUUAUUUACGAAAAAUACUAGAGUAUUAUAGUCUCAAGCAACGCUUGUAGGUUUAGCAACCAAAUGCAUUUGGUUGAACUUUUCAUAGCUUUAAAAAGACUGCUAUUGGCAGAAAUUGGGCGGCUGCUAAAUAAAAUACCAUGUUAUGGCUAUUACGUUUCAACUGAACGGGGCCCGAUAUCAUGGCUCUGCUUAACGUUGAAUUGUGCGCUUACGAUCACCAUUCUCAGCUUACUGUGCAAGCGCUGAAUUUCUGCACAAGCUGUGUAAGCGAAGAAUGCCUUAUAGCAUGGAAUUAGAACACACACUAGCAAAACUUACCUAGCUUGACUUAAGCACGGGAUUCCCUACUUUUGUAAGAGCCGAUUCUUUGCUUACUGUAUAGCAGAGCCAUGAAAUUGGGCCCAGGUAUGUGAAACCGUGCAGUGACAUGAUCAUGAUGUUGUUUUUUUUCCUUCAUUUUAUAAAUGUUUGUUUUUGUUCAAGCUCUGUGAGAAACUUUUGUUUGAGUGCGUAGUGAACAUUUUUGUUUCGUAUAUAAGAUCAUUUCUAGGUAAGUUGAGGGAAUUUCCAUUUUAAAAUUUCAAAUGCAUACUAUGCAUGGAUGUGAUUAUAACAUGCCCUAUCUCCGCCUCUUUACAUUUUGUCCUGUUUUAUGGCAAAACAACUGAUCUCUGUACUUGCUUUUCCCAAAACGUCAUUUUUUGAGUAAGGCCGUUUUUGCCAUGGAAAAGAGCCGUUAUUAGGCCGUGUCCGUACCGGCUACAGCUUUGGCUAGAUCAGCGCGUCUGCCAGUGUUUAAGAAUAGGCAGAUGCGGGCAAUCUAGCGGUAGCUGUAGCCAAAAUCGCCGUAUUAAUACAUGGCUCCACAAAUAAAUGACUCAUAAACAAUGUAUUAUGAGAUAUGUUUAGCCAGUUGCUAGUUUAAUAAUAAGAAUCCGUAUUUAACAACAAUUCCAUUGUAAAUUUUUCGAGAAUAUUUCUUCCAUUUUGAUUAAUUGCUUAUGAAUUACAUGUACUCCAUGCUAACUCAAAUUGAUUCUAUGAUUAAAGAACACAGCUUAUAAGUAAAUCUGA
Messenger RNA from Asterias rubens (European starfish), 10342 nucleotides. Its product is annotated as ATP-dependent RNA helicase DEAH12, chloroplastic-like. Gene Ontology annotation, biological process: spliceosomal complex disassembly. Gene Ontology annotation, cellular component: catalytic step 2 spliceosome; intracellular anatomical structure. The record is from RefSeq and is a predicted model, not a curated record. NCBI's taxonomy places the organism in Eukaryota, Metazoa, Echinodermata, Asteroidea, Forcipulatida, Asteriidae. Gene Ontology annotation, molecular function: RNA binding; ATP binding; zinc ion binding. Bases 370 to 8307 code for a protein of 2645 amino acids. The transcript is spliced from 8 exons.